Messenger RNA from Arabis nemorensis, 1005 nucleotides. The record is from the annotation of a GenBank genome assembly. Lineage: Eukaryota; Viridiplantae; Streptophyta; Magnoliopsida; Brassicales; Brassicaceae.
AUGUCUGAGUCCAGCGACUCAAGCAGAUCGUUGAUCCCGAGCUUCCUCUACUCUUCCGAUCAUCGUCUGUUUCAGUCGAACGAGAAAGUAGAAAUGUUCUCUCCGACGUAUUAUGCGGCGUGUACGGUCGGCGGGAUGCUGAGCUGCGGCAUCACCCACACGGCGGUUACGCCACUCGAUGUCCUCAAAUGCAACAUGCAGAUAGAUCCGUCCAAGUACAAGAACAUAACUUCAGCUUUCAAGACAACAAUCAAAGAACAAGGGCUCAAGAGUUUCACUAGAGGCUGGUCACCGACGCUUAUUGGCUACAGUGCCCAAGGAGCCUUUAAAUACAGUCUGUAUGAGUUCACCAAGAAAUACUACUCAGACAUUGUUGGACCAGAAUACGCAGUCAGAUACAAAACCCUCAUUUACCUCGCCAGCUCGGCUUCUGCGGAAAUCGUCGCUGAUGUGGCUCUCUGUCCAAUGGAAGCUGUCAAAGUCAGGGUCCAGACACAGCAUGGUUUCGCCAGCGGUUUAUCUGAUGGUUUACCAAAGAUCAUUAGAUCCGAAGGCGUUCGCGGGUUAUUCAAAGGGCUUGUUCCUCUCUGGGGACGACAGAUUCCAUAUACAAUGAUGAAAUUUGCUACGUUUGAAAACACUGUGGAGCUCAUAUACAAGCGAGUGAUGCCUACCCCAAAAGAGGAGUGCUCAGAGUUAGUUCAGCUCGGGGUUAGCUUUGCCGGUGGAUACAUUGCUGGAAUUUUCUGCGCUGUUAUCUCACAUCUUGCAGAUAACUUGGUGUCAUUCCUCAAUAACUCUAAAGGAGCCACCGUUUCUGAUGUAGUAAAGAGGCUAGGGUUAUUUGGUCUGCUUACCCGUGGCCUUCCACUCCGCAUUUUCAUGAUCGGUACACUCACUGGAGCACAAUGGGUUAUCUACGAUGCUGUCAAAGUUUUAGCUGGAUUGCCAACCACUGGUGGUGCUUCUCCAGCUACUGCGCUUGCUCCAGCUGUAAGUGCUUAA